This is a messenger RNA of Cricetulus griseus (Chinese hamster), 1457 nucleotides long. The record is from RefSeq and is a predicted model, not a curated record. NCBI's taxonomy places the organism in Eukaryota, Metazoa, Chordata, Mammalia, Rodentia, Cricetidae.
AUGGUGAGUGAGAGCCAUCACGAGCGCCUGGCUGCCCCGCCAGUCACCACUGCUGCAACUGUUAUCCCACAUAAUGCCACCGAGCCAGCCAGUCCUGGGGAAGGAAAGGAAGAUGCCUUUUCAAAGCUGAAGGAGAAGUUUAUGAAUGAGCUGCAUAAAAUUCCAUUGCCACCGUGGGCCUUAAUUGCCAUAGCCAUAGUUGCAGUCCUAUUAGUCGUGACCUGCUGCUUUUGUGUCUGUAAGAAAUGUUUGUUCAAAAAGAAAAACAAGAAGAAGGGAAAGGAAAAGGGAGGGAAGAAUGCCAUUAACAUGAAAGACGUCAAAGACUUAGGGAAGACCAUGAAAGAUCAGGCCCUUAAGGAUGAUGAUGCUGAAACCGGAUUAACUGAUGGAGAAGAAAAGGAAGAACCCAAGGAAGAGGAAAAACUGGGGAAACUCCAAUAUUCACUGGAUUAUGAUUUCCAGAAUAACCAGCUGUUAGUCGGGAUCAUCCAAGCUGCUGAACUUCCUGCCUUGGACAUGGGGGGAACAUCUGAUCCAUAUGUCAAAGUCUUCCUGCUGCCUGACAAAAAGAAGAAAUUUGAGACAAAAGUUCACCGAAAAACCCUCAACCCUGUCUUCAAUGAACAAUUUACUUUCAAGGUACCAUACUCGGAAUUAGGUGGCAAAACCCUGGUGAUGGCUGUAUAUGAUUUUGAUCGCUUCUCCAAGCAUGACAUCAUUGGAGAGUUCAAAGUUCCUAUGAACACUGUGGAUUUUGGCCACGUGACCGAGGAAUGGCGUGAUCUCCAGAGUGCUGAGAAGGAAGAGCAAGAGAAACUAGGGGACAUCUGCUUCUCCCUCCGCUACGUCCCUACUGCCGGCAAGCUGACUGUUGUCAUUCUGGAAGCGAAGAACUUGAAGAAGAUGGAUGUGGGUGGCUUAUCCGAUCCUUAUGUGAAGAUUCAUCUGAUGCAGAACGGCAAGAGACUGAAGAAGAAGAAGACAACCAUUAAGAAGAACACGCUUAACCCCUACUACAACGAGUCCUUCAGCUUUGAAGUUCCUUUCGAGCAGAUCCAGAAAGUGCAAGUGGUGGUAACUGUUUUGGACUAUGACAAGAUUGGCAAGAACGAUGCCAUCGGCAAAGUCUUUGUGGGCUACAACAGCACCGGUGCCGAGCUGCGACACUGGUCAGACAUGCUGGCCAACCCCCGGCGACCCAUCGCCCAGUGGCACACUCUCCAGGUGGAGGAGGAGGUUGAUGCCAUGCUGGCUGUCAAGAAGUAAAGGGACGAAGAAGCCUUUCUGCAUUUGCCCACAUAGUGCUCUUUAGCCAGUAUCUGUAAAUACCUCAGUAAUAUGGGCCCUUUCCGUUUCCAGCCAUGCAUUCCUCAUACAACUCAGUGGUACUUCAGAUCCCGUUUUUGAUUUGCACAAAUUUAAGUGUAGAGCGCCCCCAUGCCCUUCUUCAUACC